Molecule: messenger RNA, 1275 nt
Organism: Colletotrichum godetiae
Lineage: Eukaryota; Fungi; Ascomycota; Sordariomycetes; Glomerellales; Glomerellaceae
Exons: 3
Coding region: 324-1187 (287 amino acids)
Source: RefSeq, a predicted model, not a curated record
GCUCAUUCCCAGCCCAUCCGGCGUAGGCCACUUUUCUUUCCUUCCUUGUACUGCUUCUCACUUCCUUCGGCCCCUCGAGCACAUAGAUUCGCUCCUCUCCAUCACAGUAUCAAUCAUACAAGCUGCCGGCUACCGAACCAAUCUUCCCAAUCAGGAAGCUACCAAACCCCAACUACGGAGUACAGUUCGUCAUACAACACCACAUCGACUCCCGAUACUUUGGGGCCGGCACUUGAGCACCCACUCCGAACCGCUGUCAAUCCCACCUUGAACGGACCCCCGUCCCGGCAAUCAUUUGCGACACCCCACUAAACCCGGGCAAUAUGCGUUCAUCCCAGUCCGCCCCGGCGCUUGUUGCGCUUUUCUUUGCAGCCGCGGCCUCAGCCCUGUCGCCGGCGAGAUUGCAUUGCCUACGAUCACGGAAUCUCGAGCUGGCUAGAGUGGCAGCCUGUGGCGAACCUGGAUCGGUGGCCCACUGCAUAGAAAUGCUCACCGACGACUUUACACAGACCGAUCUGGAGAGAUGCUACAUCAAUGCUGGUUGCGACUUUGCCGAAGCCGUCAUCGAGUCGCAGUGGACUCUGGAUAGGUGUGACAAUACCGGCAGUGCCCCUGCCGAGUUGCGCAAACGCCAUGUAAACGUCUUCGCGCGUCAGACUACAGAGGCGACUACGGCAACGGCUGAGACGGCCACGGGUACAUCCACCGGCACAGCAACCUAUUCCAGGCUCACGUGCUCUACGACGACGACCAAGGCGACGACGCAGUGCCCUGUCGUCUCUACGGGCGUGCAGAAGGGCAAGACUCUCAAGGAGGGCUGCUUCCCUACACAAGUGGUCUACGCAACAUGCGCGGCGGGCCUGCUUUGCAAGAAUGAUAACUCAAACAACCCUUCGUGUAAGGUGUUGGACAACACCGUCUACCCGGGCGGCAUUGCCGUAGCGCUCUUCUUCGCCGUGGCCAUCACGGGCUCCAUUGCGUGGAUCACAUUUCUCUGCUGCAAGGAGAGGAAGCAGAAGAAGCGCAACGCGGACAGGGCUCAGGCCGCACUGGAUGCGAAGAUGGCGGCCAAGCGACAGCCAGCUGUGCAAGUUCACGAUUCGGACAAUCAGCCGCUCAUGUCGCAUGGGCAACCCGCUGCUGCGUAUGAAGCGCACGGUCCAUUUGGCGACCAGCACCGGAUGUAAGGUGGAGAUAAAGAGAUGUGGAUUGCGAGGGGUGUGAUGAAUGAUCAUCGGGGAUGAGGGCGUAAAGAGGCGCAUCAAGGUUCAAGGG